AUGAAUGAUAUGAUGGAGAUAAAAAUGAAUUUUAUGCCGGAUAAUGAACAAAUAAAAGAAGAUGAUGAAGAAGACGAAGAGGAAGAAGAACAACCAUUGGAUCAAAAAACUUUAGAAAUAUUAAAUAUGAAAACGAAUCUUUUUAUAAAUAUUUGUCAAUCAUCGUCAAUAUUCUUUAUCUUAGUUAUUAUCUCAAUUAUUCCAAUUUCACAAGUAGCUGUCGGUUGGCAUUAUUCCACAGCAUGUCCCAUCAAUCAAUCGAUCCCAUACUAUCUAGUUGUUGCAGGAAUUGUUGGAUUUCUUCUAGUUGUUCUAAUAUCCGUUUCCCAAAUGAUGACUCGAACAAUGUCAAAUGUAAUGUUCGAUGAUGCUGUUGAUAGAGCAAAUCCAAAUCGAGCAACGCUGCUUGUUGGUUGUGGAGUUUGUAGUAUUAUGUGUAUUAGUUUAUCUCUUUUUGUAUUUCUAUUCGGUUGGUCUAUUGCCGGAUGGACGUGGGUACUUGAAACAUGGCCUCGGGUUCAGUUUCAGCAUGAAGCCAAUAAUGAUUAUUGUCAUCCAUUGGUUUACAGAUUUACUGUGGCACUUCUUUUAAUUAAAGCUUUACAUGAAAUGGUGUUCUUUUGUUGGCUUUGCAAAAAAGCAUGUCCCAGAAUAAUAAACUUUCGAAGAAAUGAAACUAUGACAACCCUCGAGUGUUAA
Messenger RNA from Rotaria socialis, 699 nucleotides. The record is from the annotation of a GenBank genome assembly. Lineage: Eukaryota; Metazoa; Rotifera; Eurotatoria; Philodinida; Philodinidae.